AUGUCAUUGGAAAGUUUGCAAGUUACAAAGAAACCAAAGAAGAUUGUACUUGUGUUUAAUGAAGGAAAAUCACUUUCCAUUGGAUUUAAUAAUACUGACAACAUAUCAAUCUAUUCAAUAACAAACCCAUUCAAUUAUAAACCAUUUAUCAAAUCGUUAAUACUAAAACAUAUUCCUAACAUUCAUAUCAUUGUGUCUUUAACAAAUGCUAACGUGAUUGUCCAAUUAAUGAAAUUUCUUUAUCAAUUCCAACAAUUUUCGAAACAAUUACAAACUGAAUUCUUAACAAAACAUAAGAACUUCUUACAGAAUAACCAAGAAGAAGAAUUAUCUGUUCGAUUAGCAAUCGGACAAUGUGAUCUUCCAUUGUCGUUCCCCGUCACGAUACUAUUAGACUCUACUCAAUUCCUGCAUCAAAAUCAAUUAUCGCCUUCCACAAUUCUUAAUCAACAAUUAUGUCGAUUUAUAAGUUUAAAACAUGGUUGUACAGUCAUAUGUCGAUCUCCAAGUAACCCUAAAAUUCCAAUUGAAGACACGGUUGAAAGUUUGAUAGAUUUUCAAAUGCCACCAAAGCCAAUCUUUGAUGACAGUGCCACAAAUGAUGAUAUUCAGUUAUAUAUUCCCAGUUCAUGGGAUUCAUGGAAUAAAAUAAUUGUUCAAGGGAAAUCAAUUAUGAUGAAUGACAAUAAUCAAUCCCUGUUAAUAUGUGACGUUCAGCAGCUUGAACAAUUGAAUUCAGCAUAUGAUGAUUACUUUAACCAUGACGAUAUUGAUGUUGGGACAGUAUUUGCUCAAUUCAAUAAAAAGCAAGAGAAAGAAGAACUGAAAAAGAGGGAGAAAUUACAUUCACUUAAUGAAAUUCUUUCAGAGAUUGUAAAUCCUUCCAUGGUUGAAGCUUAA
Messenger RNA from Hemisphaericaspora subhashii, 900 nucleotides. RefSeq lists its product as uncharacterized. The coding region runs from base 1 to 900 and encodes 299 amino acids. The record is from RefSeq and is a predicted model, not a curated record. Lineage: Eukaryota; Fungi; Ascomycota; Pichiomycetes; Serinales; Debaryomycetaceae. The transcript has a single exon.